GGGGCGCCACCAUCGCUGCAGUCUCACGGGCGUAGCUGUCAAAAUUGUUUUAUCGAAAACACUGAUAAAAAAUUACGUUUUGAAUUUCGAAUACAAUUAAAAAUAACAUUUAAUGUUCAUAGAUAUAAUUCUUUUAACAAUUUUUUGGAUGUGUAAUAUUUUUCUGCAAAUUCACUAGGUUUUUCAUACCUAACCUCUUUGGUUGUCAUUUGGAAUAUUGUGACAUUAAGUUUUCAUAAUGUAUGGGACAUUGUUAGUGUGUUUUGUUUUUAUUAGUGGAUGCUUAGCCAAUCCUGAUGCGAAGCGACUGUAUGACGAUUUGUUGAGUAACUACAAUAGACUAAUACGACCUGUGGAUAAGAACAAUAACACCGUAUUGGUUAAAUUGGGACUCAGAUUGUCACAACUGAUUGAUUUGAAUUUAAAAGACCAGAUCCUAACGACUAACGUAUGGUUAGAACAUGAAUGGGAAGAUCACAAAUUUAAAUGGGACCCAUUGGAGUAUGGCGGAGUGAAGGAAUUAUAUGUCCCUUCUGAACACAUUUGGCUACCUGACAUCGUACUUUACAACAAUGCUGAUGGUGAAUACGUGGUGACAACCAUGACGAAAGCCGUACUUCAUCAUACUGGAAAAGUUCUAUGGACCCCACCAGCCAUCUUUAAGUCUUCCUGCGAGAUCGACGUGCGAUACUUCCCAUUUGAUCAGCAGACUUGCUUCUUGAAAUUUGGCUCUUGGAGUUAUGAUGGGGAUCAGAUCGAUUUAAAACACAUUAAUCAGAAGAAAGGAGAUAUGGUAGACGUUGGCAUCGAUCUUCGGGAGUAUUACCCUUCAGUGGAAUGGGACAUUUUGGGGGUUCCAGCUGAACGCCACGAGAGAUACUAUCCCUGCUGUCAAGAGCCAUAUCCAGAUAUCUUCUUCAACAUAACUCUUCGUAGGAAGACACUGUUUUAUACAGUUAACCUCAUUGUGCCUUGUGUAGGCAUAUCAUAUUUAUCUGUACUGGUAUUCUACUUGCCAGCAGACUCUGGAGAGAAGAUAGCUCUCAGUAUUUCUAUUCUUCUAUCCCAAACCAUGUUCUUCUUACUCAUUUCCGAAAUCAUACCGUCGACAUCCCUAGCACUGCCUUUAUUGGGCAAAUACCUGCUCUUCACGAUGUUAUUAGUAGGUCUAUCUGUUGUCAUAACCAUUAUAAUAUUGAACGUGCAUUACCGUAAACCGAGUACACAUAAAAUGGCACCGUGGGUUAGAAAGUUCUUUAUAACGAAGCUCCCGAAACUACUACUAAUGAGGGUACCAAAGGAUUUACUGAGAGAUCUAGCAGCGCAGAAGAUAGCCGGUAGAAGUAUGAAAAAGAAUAAGUUCAAAGAUGCCCUAGCAGCCGCGGAGCAGACUAACUCCAACGCUUCCAGCCCUGACUCGUUGAGACACCAUCUUCCUGGAGGAUGCAAUGGACUUCAUUCUACUACUGCAACAAAUAGAUUCAGUGGUUUGGUGGGUGCUUUAGGAAGUCUAGGCGCUGGUUAUAACGGGCUUCCAUCAGUGAUGUCUGGCCUGGACGACUCCUUGAGCGAUGUAGCGCCGCGCAAGAAGUAUCCGUUCGAAUUGGAAAAAGCAAUACACAACGUCAUGUUCAUACAGCAUCACAUGCAACGCCAGGACGAAUUCAAUGCGGAAGAUCAAGAUUGGGGUUUUGUUGCGAUGGUGCUCGAUAGGCUGUUCCUAUGGAUUUUCACUAUCGCCUCCAUAGUUGGCACCUUCGCCAUCCUCUGCGAAGCCCCGUCCCUCUAUGAUGAUACUAAGCCUAUAGAUAUGAUCCUUUCAUCGGUGGCCCAACAGCAGUUCCUGCCCGUUGACAGUGGUAGCGGAGAUACUGUGACGAACUACCCUUAAACUAUACAUUUCUAUAUUUAAAAAAAGAAUGAAAUAAUGUUAUAUCUCUACAAUAUGUAUUAAAAUCGUUAAUACUAUAAAAUUUUAAUCAUCAGAAAUGGCAGAAUAUGAGAUUGUCACAGGCAUCAUGAUUUCAUGACUAUUCGUGUAUAAGUGACGGUCAGCACUUUACAUCAGUUUCGCGAUUUCAAAAAAUCAAUUCAAUUCGGUAUUUUUUUUUAUGUUUAUUAAAUCAUACCUCCAUUAGUUCUAAAGCAAUUUGGAAAAUUCUUUUUUUUAUUUUAAAGGAUGUACUUACAGAUCGGUUUCAUAGAAAUUUUAUCAAAAUUGGUUUAGAAGUUUAUAUUUUACAGCGAAAUAACUGGUUUUGUCACAAUUGAAGUCUUUCUUCUUCUUUUUUAUGGGACGCAGUCUUUUCAAGACAUUAAUCAUUUUUAUAAUUAUUUUUGUAAAUUAUAGGGUUUACUCUUUUAAUUUUUGGUCUUCGUUUUUUGUGGAUUUUUUUGUUUAUUUUAAUUGCUAAUUGAGUAAGGUUUUGAAACAAUCAUUCACUGUAAGUUUUGUAGAACAUUUUUGUACAUUACAUUCCAAUAAAAUCAAAUAUCAUAUUCUAAAAAAAAUUAAUAUCUUGAUUUUGAUACCAUUCUCUUUACAACGAUAUUUAUACUAAAACUAAAUAUAUACCCAAAUAAAUAUCAAUGUAACAGAAAAUAAUAACAAAAUCAAUUAAAAACAUUAAGUAGACACGGCAGUGGUUUUAUAAUCUCUAUUUACCACUAAUAUUAUGAACUACAUCCUAUUUACUUGCAACCUAAUAUCAUAAAUAUAAGAAAAUAAAAACUUUCUAAUUAAAACGGGCAAUACCAUAGGCUAUAGCUAGUUAAUUGGCAAUAUCGGAUUAAUUCAUAAGAUCAUUCAAUGGAGUUCAAAAUCAUACUUUUUACGAGCGUCAAAUAAUAUCAAAUCUUCUAGCUAGACAAUAGCAAAGAUAUAAAACAAGCGUUUUGUACUUUUUAUGAAGGACUCACUCAAUAUUGUUUUUAUUUUAAAGGUGAGUACAUACUAGAUAAUUUCCAUAUAACAGUGUAAUGUUCUUGAGAGUAUUACAAUACAAGGUGAAGCUCCAUUCAGUAAGGCAAUAUCAUGUAAUGUAACAUUCCUGAGAAUAUUGAACUUAAUAGUCAUGGCGAAUGAGUAUAUUACGCGAAACAUUUCGUUUUGCUUUUAUUCUUCGUUUAAAUGUCGAAUCUGCAAGUCACGCGUACAUUUAAUGAGUUGUAAUAAAAAAACUAAGAACAAAGAUUGUGGUAAAUCAAUAUAUUAUCAAUAAAUAUACUUUGCCACGCUCGUACCUUUACUCGAUGACAUGUUACUAAUUCGCAAAAUCGAGUCACGAUUCAUAUUCAGAUCGAAUAUGAAUACGAAUACCGAAAAUAUCGAUUAUUAAAUAGAUUAUAUUAGAUAAGGUACUGUAUCUAUUCGAUUGGUUUGUAUGGAUAUUUAUAUACAAUAAUUAAGUAUAUAUUAAUCAUAAGAUUUUUAGUAGUUUCAUUUCUAAUUUCAAAUAAUCUGUUUUGCAUAUAUUUAAUUUUAUAUCAGUUUAGAUACAAUAGCCAUUAAUAAAUUAUAAUAAGUACAUAAGAGCCAAAAUAGGCUGUGAAUUAUUAUUAUACUGAUAUUGUUAAUAAUUCUAAUUAUAGAAUUUUUAAGCAUAUUUAACAACGUACUAAUAAGUAGCUUGAUAAUGGAACGUUGCUAGAAGAUUCUUCGACACGUAACAAUAGUUUAUUCAUGUAUGCAUACUGCGAACAAGUAUCGUAUACUAGACCUAUUUCUCGAUAUUUUGACAAAUCUCUUUUAUGUAGUUAAUCAGUAUACGUACAUAUUAUAGUGGAACAUAGCUAAGUACUGUACUCCCUAGCAAAUUUUGAAGUUACAGUAAUUUAUAGUUAU
Galleria mellonella (greater wax moth) is the source of this 3844-nucleotide messenger RNA. It is a transcript of the gene nAChRalpha2, whose product is annotated as acetylcholine receptor subunit alpha-like 2. Gene Ontology annotation, biological process: regulation of membrane potential; chemical synaptic transmission; nervous system process. The record is from RefSeq and is a predicted model, not a curated record. Bases 239 to 1891 code for a protein of 550 amino acids. NCBI's taxonomy places the organism in Eukaryota, Metazoa, Arthropoda, Insecta, Lepidoptera, Pyralidae. The transcript has 8 exons. Gene Ontology annotation, cellular component: postsynaptic membrane; neuron projection; synapse. Gene Ontology annotation, molecular function: acetylcholine-gated monoatomic cation-selective channel activity; transmembrane signaling receptor activity.